Messenger RNA from Acanthoscelides obtectus, 451 nucleotides. The record is from the annotation of a GenBank genome assembly. NCBI's taxonomy places the organism in Eukaryota, Metazoa, Arthropoda, Insecta, Coleoptera, Chrysomelidae.
GCCCUUCGUUCAGCAGCAGCAAAGGAUCGCCGCCUGUUUUAUGCAUAUCACAAGGGAAAAUGUAUCAAUCAGGUUGUGGGGGAGACUUGAUGACACUAAAGAAACAUGGCGGUUGGAUGAUGAUGAAUCGGUAGCACACAGGACAGAAAUAGCUAAUAAAAAGCAUGUUCCUUACAGAGCGCCGGCGUUACCAGCUAAAUUUUCAUCUGUGUCUGUGUUUGGCAUAGGCGCGGAGGCAGCACUACUUCCUGGCAAUGAAGAAUUUGUACCAGAAGUAACGGAUAACUCGUCAUUGGUGUCUGAAGUUUGCGCAAGCAUGGGGGAGGCAGUAGAGUUUGUAUCGGAACUACCAGAUGAUUCAUCAUCAGUAGGUAAUAUAUAUACGAGGGAAGUUUUUAAAGUAAGUACCGUUUUCAAAUUACGCCGCCGCAGCGCUGCGGUCGCCGUUUAG